This is a messenger RNA of Parastagonospora nodorum SN15, 1062 nucleotides long. RefSeq lists its product as hypothetical. Lineage: Eukaryota; Fungi; Ascomycota; Dothideomycetes; Pleosporales; Phaeosphaeriaceae. The transcript is spliced from 3 exons. Bases 1 to 1062 code for a protein of 353 amino acids. The record is from RefSeq and is a predicted model, not a curated record.
AUGGCCAAGUCGGCAGAUAUGCUUCCUACCUUCACUCGGAUUGCGCCAUCAAUAUACGAGCACAUACCCUCGAUUAGGUACAGCAACUCCUACACAACACUGGAAGGAACAGAUGCUCCUUCACUCAUCAUCCUUUGUACCUGGACUGGAGCUCAAUGUCGCUACAUCGCCAAGUAUACCGAGCAAUACCAACGCCUCUUCCCAUCCACAAGCAUCAUGGUCAUCGCCACGACAGCCAAAGACCUCUGUCUCCGUAACUCUAAGCGGAAACAAGAUCGUCUAAGACUUGCGAUCGAUCGAAUUUCAAGCGUCGAUUCCUGUAGCGCUAGCAGUAGCCCAACAAGCAUAUUGUUGCACGUCUUCUCUGAAGGCGGCAGUAACAAAGCAUGCGAGCUUGCUGAAGCAUACUUCAACACCACUAGUAGAAAGUUACCCGUCUCUGCACUGUGCUUCGACAGCACACCAGGCCAUCCUCGGUUUCGACGCCUCUGCGACGCUUUAGGCAAAUCACUCCCGCCGAUCCCGGUCCUUAAGCACGCCAGUUUGUUAGUUGGGAGCGCUAUACUUGGAGCUGUUUGGGUCACGUACAACGUGUUCAUUGGGUUUGAGAAUAAUGUCAUCACACAGUCUCGACAGCGACUACUCGACCCAACACACUUUGAUCUCUCAGCUCCACGGUGCUACAUGUACUCCCAAGAAGAUGCGCUUAUUGCGUGGCAAGAUAUCAAAGAACAUGCUGGAGAGUCGAUGGAUUAUAACGUACCGGUCAACGAAGUUCUCUUCGAGGGAAGCGGUCAUGUGGGACAUGCUAGACAAGAGCCACAGCGAUAUUGGAACUCGGUCAUGGCGACUUGGCAAACUGCCCGCUUACGAAAGCUGCGCUGGCCGUGGUCUUUAUACCUGACAGACGCUUCAUCUGUUCUGCGUUUGGCUUCCCAUCAAGCAACUAAGAUGCAGAAGCUCGAACGCAGAGCCUACAGUCUAGCUGCAACACCUGAGCCUGCCGCAGAGCCACCGGGAGUUCGUAUCAUAUCAUGUGUGUUUGCGAUCAUUGGUCUUUGA